Messenger RNA from Myripristis murdjan (pinecone soldierfish), 3060 nucleotides. RefSeq names its product cytochrome c1-like. Lineage: Eukaryota; Metazoa; Chordata; Actinopteri; Holocentriformes; Holocentridae. The record is from RefSeq and is a predicted model, not a curated record. The transcript has 3 exons. Bases 1476 to 2360 code for a protein of 294 amino acids.
CCCCCCCCCCCCCCCCCCCCCCCCCCCUUUUUCUGUGUUUCUUUGGAUGUAGAAUAUGUUUGAAUAGUACUUACAGAACAACAUGUUUCCUGUAGUGACUCCUUUUUCUGAAGAAUCCCUGUGCCACGUUCAUGCCCCUAUGAAUUUGUGUUAAAGAUUGUACAAGGUCUUUGUCAGUGAGCAUAAUUGGCAACUGAAUAACUCUUUGCUUUUGAAACCCAUGUAUAUUGAUCAUACAAUAUAUUGGUCUGUAAGCUAAUCAUAUGGGAGCCUGCAAUAGGUAGAGGGAACCUGCAGGUGAGGAUCAGUUAAGCAAAUGGGUGUGACCGGUUCUGUUCAUCAGGUUUUCAACAUACUGAAGCAUUUAGCAAGCACUCAGUCGUGCACUUCCAAGUUCAUGCUACUGUGCCACAGGUUGCCUCUUUCUCUUAAAUUCACUCUAGAUUUGUAAAAUGAUGUAACUUCAAAUUUUGCAGCAUUUUAUAAGCAUUUUUAUAAGCAUUUUAUAAGGAGUCGUGAUUGUGAGAGUGCAAGUUAAAGCUGCUUGACAGACACAAGUUAAAACUAAUCCCAGAUUACUGGACUCGUUAUAGGGUGUCCUGAUGCUUGUCAGACUGGGUGCCAAUCCUGCACAUGGCACGCUGUGGGCGGCAGCCAGGCACAUGACCUUUGAUGUCCUACUUUUCUCUUCCAUCAUUAUUACUUUACACUGCAUUACUAUCUAAAGAAGAAUGCCAUACAACUGACUUUUUUUUUUUUUUACGUUGAGAUGAACAUUGAAUGUCCACUUCUUGGCUUAAUCUUUAUCUAAGGCCUGAGGGUCAUUUAUUAAUAUUGUGUGUUAUCAUGAUUAUCAUUCAUAAUACACAUCUAGGGUAACAGGUGUGUCAAAGUCUGUGGCAAAUGUGCAUGUUUCACACAUUAUGUAAAGAUUUUCACCAAUAGGAGGGGCAUGAACUAGCCAAGUAGUCUCCUGUAGAGUAUUUCCGGAGUGACCUUGUACAACCCAGUGGUAGAGGCCUGUUUAGGUAAGUGGAAUUUAUACACAAUAUAUUGCUCUCACACUGUAGGACAGUCCAAAGUACAGGAGGCUGUCAGUUUCUAAAAAGACUUCAUUCAUAUGAGAGUGUAGUGCAUUGCAAAAUUCAACACUAUUACAAUACAUGCUUAAAUCAUAAACCUGUCACAGUAUCUGUAUGUUUUUAUAAGAUUCGGUAUGAAAUGUCAAUUUAAAAUUGUUUUACUGUACAUAAAGCUAAAACAGGCUUUUGGAGUCAUGCUUUUGGGCCACAUUAGAGAAAUUUGGAGAACUCAGUUUUUCCUCUAAAUCUCAAAACACUUAUUUAUUGACCCCCUUUUCUCCACCAGACUCUCAGCCAGACCUCCUCGCGGCUGUAAAGAUCCUGGCCGGCACCACAGUGGAAAUUGCUGCAGCUUCUGUUGGUGAGACCAGCAUAGUGAGUGCUGUCCGGCAGAUGGAUGGAGAUGGAACAAUAUCUGGGGCUUUGGAGUCCACAGUGGAGGGGCUAGAACCAGAGGUCUUGGCAGAAACCAAGGAAGAAGUAGCUGAAGAUGUAGCUCCAUCUGAAGCUGAUGAAGCUGCUGUUAUAGUGAAUGAGGAGAAGCCUGCUGAAGCUCCUGCUGUCACUGUUGAUGCCCCCAUUGAAGAAGCGGCUGAAAUAGAAGAUGCAGAAGCUCCAGCUGCAGAGACGCCUGAUCCUGCUGCAGCAGAUAAGGAGGAGGACCCAGUUGCACCUCCUCAUGAAGACGUUAUAAGUGCAGCCCCUGUUGUGGAGGAGGAAGGAGAGGCUGAGAUUGACACUGGGGCGCAGACUUCAGUCCCUGAGGCUGCCCCUUCUGCAGAGGCCUCGCCAGAUGAAGUUGUAUCUGUUGAGGAAGUUGCUGCUGAGGUGGAUUCCCUCUCUGAAGAAGCUACUCCAGUGGAAGAAGUGGCUCCUGCUGAGCAGGCCCCUGAUGCUGAGACUUCAGUGGAGGAGGCAGCAGUUGAAGCCCCAGCAGCAGAAGAGGCAAUCGAGGAAGCAGAAAAUGAAGCUGCACCAGCUGUGGACACGAAUCAGCUGGCAGCUGCAUCUGCUGGAUCAGACCUGGAGAUUCUUCCAGCUGCUGAACCAGAGUCAACAUCAGAGGCACCAGUGAAGGAGGCCGAGCACUGCCACUCCUGCCACACCGCUCCAGUAGCAGAAGAGGAGGUGGCGCCACCUGCUGCUUUAGGAGAGCAGGAGGAGAAGGUGACCAGUGAUGGGGCUGUGGAGAUAGCAGAAGAGGCUAAGGAGGCAGUGGUGGAAGGACAAAAGUCAAAGGGGUCUAAGUGGACUGUAAAAAGCUGCUCAGUGAUGUAGUAGUACAGUUGAGAAGCCACAGAAUCUCUGGCAGUGGUGACCUCCCAGUCGUGAGAUGGUGACUGACAGAUGUGCCUUCCAGAACAUUCACCAAUCUGUCAGUCAAGCCAGGAUGACCACCUAAAAGAACAGGACCACAGCAAUAAGUCAUUAUUGUUUGUUCUCUUUCUGAUUAUGCCCAUAUUGUAUAUUACUGCAAGAUAACUCUGAAAGGUUUUGGAUAGUUGCUGUCCCAUUGUUUACUCCUGUGGAAAUGUGGAAAGUAUAUUCCUAUAAUGUCUGACUUCCUCAAGGUGCCACUAUUGCAAAACUUUUCAUGACCACUUGAAUGUAACAUAGCUGUCUUGAUAGAUGGUGAAUUGGAAGAAUUGGAGGAGGUUAAGUUUUGUUCCACUUUAUGCCUGAUGGGCAGGGAAUUUUCUUAAUAAUAUUAAACCAUUUGCCAGCAUAUUGUUAUUAUUAUUAUCAGUAAUAGAAUUUGCUUGAACUGCACAGCACUUGUUGAAUUAUGACAAACGUGCUUAUAAUAGUGUGAUGAUGUCUAUAGCGUACAUGUUACAACAAAGGAUGGAUAACAUAGGUGAUUUCAAAGCAACUUAUAUACAUUUAUCAAUAAAUAAAAGGUUUAUGUUGAGCUGUAACACAUAAUAUAUUACUAUACUUGUGUACACACUGAAUAAAGAGUUACUUGUACAGUUUA